GGGGGGCAUGGUAUCCUCUUCACGGUCUCGAUACCUUUUACGCUUUUACGUUCGGCCUCUCAAUCUGUGUGUCCUACGGUUUUCUCAUCUCGUUCUCUAAAAUCUCUUGUUGAUUGAUUUUCUCUGGCUUUGAUACCUUCGGUUUUCUUCGGAUAUCGGCAAUGCCACCACCGAACAAAUCGAACAUGGCGACUGAGCUAAAUCCCAGAUCGAGCCAUAGUGGAAAGGAGACGGAAGAAGAUGAAGCUCCUUCGCAUAAUCUUUGGGUAGGAAACCUUGCCCUUGAUACGGGUGAUUCUGAUUUGAUGAAUAUGUUUGGCAAGUACUGUGCGCUCGAUUGCGCUGCGUAUGCAUCUAGAAACUAUGCUUUCGUCUACUUCAAGCAUCAUGAUGAUGCUAGGGCUGCGAAGGAUGCUCUGCAGGGAUCCGUUGUUCGUGGAAAUCGGAUCAAAAUUGAGUUUGCUAAACCGGCUAAGCCUGGCAAACAUUUAUGGGUUGGUGGGAUUAGUUCAUCUAUUACCAAAGAGCAAGUAGAAGCUGAGUUUUUGAAGUAUGGGAAAAUUGAGGAGUUCAAAUUUCUUAGGGACCGAAAUUCAGUGCUUAUCGAUUAUGUUAAGUCAGAAGAUGCUCUUGCAGCCUUGAAAAGUAUGAACGGGAAACGUUUAGGUGGUGAACAAAUACGUGUGGAUUUCCUGAGGUCUCAACAUUCUCGAAGAGACCAUUGGUCGGACUUUCAUGAAUCAAGGGAUGGACCUUUUAGCAACAGAAGGGGCAUGGGACCUCCAGAGCCAUUAUGGAUGCCACCAGAUGCCAUGAGAAAUUUCUCUGACUCAUCCCAGAUUGGCCUUAAGAGGCAUAUGCCUUCUCAAUCGUUGGGCAGUCGUAGAGGAGAAGGCCAACCAAGCAAUGUUUUGUGGAUAGGAUAUCCACCGUCAGUUCAGAUUGAUGAACAGAUGCUUCACAAUGCCAUGAUCUUAUUUGGAGAAAUUGAAAGAAUUAAAAGUUUCCCAUCAAGGAAUUAUUCGUUUGUUGAGUUUAGAAGUGUGGAUGAAGCUCGGCGUGCCAAAGAAGGUCUGCAAGGGCGUCUUUUCAAUGAUCCUAGGAUACAGAUUUUGUUUUCAAGCAGUGAAUCUGCACCUGGUAAAGAUAACGCAGCAUUUUAUCCAGGAAUAAAAGGUCCUAGGCCAGAUAUGUUCUUCAAUGAACCUCCUUUUGGUCCUGGACCAAUGGACGCAUUUGGUAAUCCUCGCGUGAUGGGACCACAUAAUUUCCCUGGACCACUACCUAGUGGCAUGCCAGGUCCAAACAUGCUGAUGAGGCCCUUUGGUCCUCAAGGUGGAUUUGAUCCACUUCAUCCAGGUCCCGAGUUCAAUGAUCUGUCGGGGCUUGCCCAUAACUUCCCAGAUGCUAAUCCUAGUAAUCACAUGGCUCCAAAUUGGAGAAGGUUAUCUCCGCCAGCACCUGGCAUGCUCCCUUCUCCUGCACCUGCUAUGUGGCCACCCAUUAGGCACUCACUGGGUACAUGGGAUGGAUAUGACUCUAAUGCAUUUCAAAGGGAAUCCAAGAGGUCAAGGAUUGAUGGUCCUCCACCAGUUGAUGAUGCUGCCUUUGCUGUUAGAAAGAUGGAUGGCCAGGCAAUUGGGGGUGAGCCACCAUUUGGGUUUGGACCACCACUUGCAAACACUCCAAGUCAGAUCCGCCAGAGUCCUGCAGAUGGAAGGGUCCCUAGUGGAGGGCCUUCUGGCCAGGUUCUUCCUGAUAAUGAUCACUGUUGGCGUGGCAUUAUUGCUAAAGGUGGAACUCCUGUUUGUCAUGCUCGUUGUGUACCCAUUGGAAACGGGAUAGACUCUCAGCUCCCUGAUAUUGUGAAUUGCUCAGCAAGAACAGGAUUGGAUAUGCUCACAAAACACUAUGCAGAAGCAAGUGGUUUUGACAUUGUUUUCUUCCUACCAGACAGUGAAGAUGAUUUUGCUUCCUACACUGAAUUUCUUCGUUACCUUGGUGCAAAGAAUCGUGCUGGUGUUGCUAAGCUUGAUGAUGGGAUGACAUUAUUUUUGGUGCCUCCGUCAGAUUUCUUAACAAAAGUGCUGUCUGUCUCAGGUCCAGAGCGUCUCUAUGGUGUGGUUCUCAAGUUACCACAGCAAAUACCAAGCAAUGCAUCCAAUCAACAACCACAGCAGUCCACUUUUCCUCCAUCACAGUAUAUCGAUAGGCAGCAAUUACUUCCUCAAAACGAUUACAAUUCAGUUCAUCAGGAGGACCAAACAUUGCCAAUUGAUUAUAAUAGGGCAUUCCAUGAGGAUUCGAUGCCUCAACCUCCGAAACAACUCUUACCUUCUGAUGAGCCCCAUGCAAUGCAGUCUGCUCCUCGAGACAGUGCAAGUAAUCCCUCAGUGGCUCCCCAAGGAGUAUCUCUAACUCCUGAGCUCAUUGCUACCCUUGCUGCUUUACUUCCUAACAACAAUAUGCAGUCCUCAAAUUCAAACAAUGCUCAGUUACAGCUCGGCCCUUCCUCAAGGCCCUCAUUGCCUGCUUUGACACCUGAUAGAGCAAUACCACCACAGGGAUGGAGACAAGAUCAUCAAGCCUCUGUUGCUGGUGCUCAUCAUCCUGUGAAGGAAGAACAAGUAGGCUAUGCAUCCCAGCCAUUGGGAGCUCAAUUUAAUUCCCAGGGACAACUUUUGUCUCACUUUCCUGCAUACACGAAUGUAUCAAAUGGAUCUGACCCCUCUGCACAAGCCAUCCUUGGUAGUACACAGAUUCAGGAUCCUUCUCUCAAUGUGACUCAACAGGGUGCAACAUCUAGACCUUUGAAUAGCUUUCCUGUUCCUUCCCAAACUGGGCAGUAUACAGUACCUCAUCAGGGCACCCAACAGUAUCAAGUUGAUGCUUCUCAAAUUGCUCAGAAAGGCUAUGGGAUGGUACCUGGUACAGAAGCUUCUGGUUUAUUCCGUCCUCAGGUCUUUCUGCAGCCUAGGCCCCCUGUCAUUGCAUCUGCCCAGGUUCAGGGCUCAAAUUUAUCCCAACCACAAUUUGGCAUGCUGUCAGCAACUGAUAAAGGAAACUCAGAAUUUCCUAAUCAGGUACAACAGUUACAAUCUGCUCUAUCAAGUGCUGGCCAAGGUACAUCAGAUGGUGAAGCAGAUAAGAACCAAAGAUACCAAUCAACGCUACAAUUUGCUGCCAGCCUUCUCCUCCAGAUACAGCAGCAGCAACAACAGCAGCAGCAGCAGCAGCAGCAGCAGCAGCAGCAACAACAACAGCAAACGACAGCUCAAGCACUGCAAGGUUCUGGCAAUCAUGAAUAAGUUCUUAGUGUCAGAUUCUCAAAUAUAUUAUUUGUUGAUGGAUGGUAACUUACAUUAGCUUUGGUAGGUUUGCAGAACCAUGUUUCUAAUUCUGUUAUCUUCAAAUGUGCUUUUACUGAAACUAGUAGAUGUGGCAUUCUGAGGCUUGUGUAGUAUCCAAAUCCUAUUUCUCCAUUUAUAAAAUAAAAGAUAAAGAUGUUUGCUCAUUUUGAAUUUAAAUUUGCAGACAUUAUGCUCACAUUCAAUUUUGUAUGUAUCUGUAAGUGUGGGAUGAUUAUAUUGCAGUUAGAUGCAUAGUGGUUUAAGAUUUUCUUUUGCUACAAUUUAUGAUUCAAGAAUCUCAGAAACUGAAAAAUGGUAGUGACUGUUCUGGAAAUAAAUUAUCUGUUGUGAUUUGUUGAAGUCAUUGAUAAUGUGUUUCUGGUCAAAAGUAACAAGUAGUAAUAUACAAGAUUGGAAAUAGGGCAAGAGAAGACCAGAUAAAAAAAAUCAACAGUAAAGUUUACAGAUCCUCUUGGUUGAAUGCUAAGAAUAGAGAAGAGAAUAAUAAAUCAAUAGUGGUGAUCAAUCCAACAGUUGGAUGACCCAGAUUUGCAGAUUCCUUGUGGUAGUAGGAAACUUCAAAUCCAACAAACUUAUGAAUCUUUCUGUUGAGAUGAAAGAAUACUGAGGAAAAUCCCAAUCCCAGACUAGGACAAAUUAAACUCAGGUAUUCAACUAAGAUUCAAUCUUUAACCAUACUACGAAAACAGAAACUCAUAGUCGAAUUAGGUAAUCAAUCAUCCAACCUGCAAGAUUAGAUUUUGAAGUCAGAUCAAUUCAGUGGACCUUGCAGUAGGAGAUACUAGGAGGAGACUCAAGUUUGACCUGUGUUGCAGCAGGAACCGAAGACUCCUUGAAGCAAUAGGACAAUAGCUUGCGGACCAGAAUAGAUAAUCCAUAAUCCAAUCGUAGGAAGAGAGGAUAGAAGCAGCAUUAAAAAUAAUACAAGAGCAGGGCAUGGGUUUUUUCACUGCAGGCUAUUAUCUGUUCCAAUCAUAGAAACAGAGAAUAGAAGUAGCAGAGAAAAAUGAUAAGAAAACAAUACAAGAUCAGUGCUUGGGUUUUUCACCGCAUGGCUAGGUUAGAUUCACCAUUAACCUGGUGCUUGAUUCACCACAGGAAGAAGCUGAUUCACCUCAGCAGCGGAGACAAUAAAAGGUUGAAUGCAAAAAUCAUAGGCAGCAUUUUUUCCCUUGAGCUUUGUUUAUUGUUAUAGCAAACAUCAAUAAAUACGAAAAUAAACUAACAUAGAUCCUCACAAAGCACAGAGAUUCAACGAGGUUCACAUACCGAUGUGGUGUGCUACGUCCUCAGAUGAAGAAGAAGAUGUUUCACUGUGUAGAAUAGGUAUUACACCCAAACAACACCGAGAAAACUCGCUAUGAAACCCUAGCUCGAAAACCCCCCAAAUUACAAUUGUUUGCUCAACAAGACGAUAGUACAUUAUAUACUCCUCCAAGUCACAGGUCAAUCGGCCCAACCUCUCUGCUUCCAUCACAGAUUUCAGAAAAAAUCCCAUUCGGGUUGCCACCAAAAUAUGUCGGAGCGGGUCUAAUGUAGUAGUAGGUUACAAGUAAACUACCCCCAACAAAAUACAACCCCAAACAAGACAAUUCAAGACUUCACAAUUAAUUCUAGAAUCCCAAAGAUAGAAUAGAAUAACAAAGAGAGGAAUCCAGAAGUAACCCCACAAAGGACAAGUAAAACAACUCCCAAAACCAAGAAAAAAAACUUAGAGAAUAGGAGAUAGAAAAUAACCUGCGUAGGGUCCAAGAGAGAGACCUGCGGCUGAGCUUGGAGAGCUCAGUUGGAGCUGGGCUUUUGGUUGAAGGUAGGGCCCGCCAAGGUUACAAAAACCCCCAAAGCUGAUAGACUUUUGACGGCUGGUUUUGGAAUUAUAUAUCUUCUUGAUUUUCAGACCUAGGAGAGAGAAUCUGAAAAACUUCUGCAGAAACAGCAACUACACUAUCUGGACAGCUUCAAGAAGAGGACUGAGGGGUCAUACAAUGGUCUAUAACACCCCUUAGCAGUAGCUCCCUGAUCAGAUUACAGAAGAGGGGAGAAGAGAGAGAUCACAGGCUUCAAGAAGGGGAAUUCCUGGGUAUCGAUUCUGGUUCUGAAUGUUUGGACAGAUCUGAAAUCCUUUUGACUCCUCACAGUAACAGUAAACAGGCGCAGCAAAUAGAAAACAAGAACUGAAAUUAAGACAAAGGAAAAGUGGGGGGAGAAGGGAUAUCUCGGCCCGGGUUUCUCACCCACAGCUAUUUCGGCUGUUCUAAGCAAUUGACUGUAAUUUUCUUUAUUCAAAUCUGAGAAAUAAGAGUACAUAAGCUUCUCUAUAUAUAGAGAGGGCAGAAUAGCGUUUAUACCAUAACUAGGAGUGACUCCAAGUAGGUUUAGACAUUUCAUCAUAGGAGUUGGGCUCCCACUAAGAGUAGACUAGAACUCCAACAUGGAGUAAGUAGUUAAUAGUCAUUAACUAAAAGCCUUUAAUGGGCUUAGCACAAUCGAUGGGCCCAAUGGACCCUAUUAAAUUAACUAAGAACUUUAUUAAAUAAGUGAAAAUCGAUGGGCCUUCUAGGCCCGCCCUUAUUUAAGAUCACUAAAACCCCUUAACUAAGAGGGGGUUCUUGGGCUGGGCUUCCUCCUGCGAUAGCCUAACCCAAAGUAUGGAUCUACAUCAUGGUUAUUCUUCAAAACAGGUCAAGAAUUCGAGACAAACUUAACAUUUAUAAAUAGAGAAUACAAACCGUAGACCAAAAAGGAAGCCAAACUAGACCAGGAAAUACCCACUUAUGGAGUGGGAGUCCUAAUCAUAAUCCAAUAAAGUAAAUAACUAAAAGCUAGCUUACGUAUAGGAUAAAACAGAAACUGAUUGGUUAGCCAAAAGGUUAAUGUUAAAUAGAACCUGAUUGGUUAAUUACUUGGCUAACUCAAUGACCACUAUAUCACACCCCACCUUCGCUUACCUGAAGGUUGGUGACCUGGACACGCAACUCUAUCCACAAUCCAUCUAGGAUCUUCGAUGAAGUAUUUUAGGUCACAAUGUUAUAAAAUAAAUCUAAAAUCCACAGUAUAAAUAAUAAUCAGUGAGAUAAACACAGCUGGUGAAUUUUAUUGAUAUGUACCAUAUUUAUACAAAAGAAUGUUUACUCAUGUCAGAACAUAAUUAUAAUAUUACCCCUUGGGUUACAUCAAGUGUAUACACAAAAGAAUCAUAAGAGGACGACGACUAUUGUCAUCUUCAAGGUGCCCCGUAGGCACAAUCAUCACACGCAACCUGUCUCGUUUGCAAUCAGUUCCUCGACCCAUAGCUCAUCUCCGUAUAGAGCUGGCUCCUCAAUAGUAGCCUCUGAAGGGUUCCCUAGAUCAUCAUCUAAAAACAUUGAAACAAAUGGGUGAGCUUCCACGAAGCUCAAUGAGUGGUGGACAUGCAAGCAAACAUAAUCAUAUAUGAAUGUUAUGAUAAUGACAAUGCUCAACAACAUAAAAUGAAUGCGUAUUAGAUGAAUGCAAUGUUAUGAUCUGGUUUAUUAUCACACAAGCCUAAUCAAUAGAUUCUAAGUCCAUAUUGGGUUUUAGUGCUAGUGCAACAUAGGUGGUAUCCCUGGUCAUGAAGGUUCGUUAUCGGUCUCCCGACGAUACAAACUAAUUGCGAGUCAGGAGCAUACCGGUCUUUACAUGGCUACUCGGUACCCGAUAAGCCCUUAUUAAUAAUCCUCCAUAUAUACCACUACACUAGUAUCUAACCUUUGGUGAUGGGUUUGUCACGACACCGGUACCCCCACCUCGGUCACCAGAAAUUCCCCCAACCUCGGCCCAUCGAACGGUAGGAUUAGCCAAUACCUAUCCCCCUAUUCGCAAUGGUUGUAGCACCUGGGUUAUUCUCCUGGCCCAAUGCAAUCUAGUAUGAAUUCAUAUCACAUCACAAUCAUACUCACAUUUUGUGGACAUGCAGUGCCGGAAUCGAACCUUCGCCACCCUGCACCCCAACCCUAUUUCUUUCUAUGGGCAUGCAGUGCUGGAAUCCCAUCCAUCAACACCAACACGUACACACCAACACCAACACACUCUCAAGAUGGGCAUGUAGUGCUGGAAUCCAAUCUUCGUUCACCUGCAUCCCAUCCAUUAACAUCAACACACACACACACACACACACACACACACCCCAAAACCACGUCAUUAUGCACAUCCAAAUUCUCAACAAUAACAGGUUCAUAAUGCACAUGCUCAUGAUCAUACGCAAUAAUAUGUUAUACACUCCUUAAAAUAUUCACGACACCCACUCACCUCGUAUUCCUAUUUGUUAUGUAUUGCCGAUGUUCUCGUGCCGCGAUGCUUCACUACUUGCCGGUUCUAUUCCUAUAAAACAUAGGGGUUUUUGGUCAGUUGUUCAAGUAUGGGAAGGUCUCCCUGAGGGUCAACUAACCAUCCAAAGAGGAGGUCACCUUAGGGUUUUGGGUGGUUCACUGGCUGGAGGUGACCCACUAGUGAAUUCAUCGGUUGAUGAAUCUGAAAGUUGCAAGGAGUCAAAAUAUCUAUGGGGUUUCACCGUUGGAUGCUCACCGGGUGAUGGUGAUCCACCGAUGGGGAUCAGCCGGUGGAACCAAAUCGGGGACUUCUCUGCUCAGAUUUGCCCCAAAAGUCAUUGAGGUCCUUUUGAGUGACUAUGUAUAUCCCAAUUUUCCAUUGGAGUGAUGGUUCUACUCCUACUUCCCAUUUUUCCUACUUUAGGUUAGUGUAAAAAUUAGAGUUUGGAGUUCUAGGGUUAGUUUUCAUGUUGUAGCAUAACAUACAUUAAUUAGUUUAGGAAUGGUGUAUUUAGUUGUGUAGAUUACUUUGGUUCUAGGGAUUUGAUAAUGUUCCCCAAGUUUAGAGUCUAGGUUACCCAAAAUUUGGGGAUUUAGGUUGGAGCUUCAUGCAAUGGCCUCUAAUUUCACCUAUAACUACCCCAACCCCCUUUAGGUGUACAACAUUUUUCCCCCAACAUAGGGUUAGGUUAGGAUGAUUAUAGGGGAUUUAGUCGAUUGCCCAAAUUCUAGGGUUUGGGUUGCGUGAAUUUGGGGUUUUUCAUGUAGAAUGCCUCCACACUCAAUGGUGAGUAUAUGAAUUAGUUAAUUUGGGUCUCCUACAAAAAACCACCAAGUUAAUUUGUGAAUCAUGUAGAUGAACUGUGGGGAUUUCGGUUAGGGUUGCCCAUUUAGCCUAGGUUAAGAAUGGGGGUUGGAGAGAGAGAGCACAACAUUCAUGAGAGGUAGAGAGAGAAACUCACCUUCAAUGGGGUAGGUGAUUGGAGGAGAUCUCUCUUGCCUCCUCCUCCUUUCUCCCUUUUCUUGCUCUUAAUUUGGUGGAAUGAAAUGAAUGAGCAAGUAACUCUAUUUAUAGUAACUUUAAGUUACUUAGGGUCCAUUUAGGAAAUAAAUGAGUUUUAACUCAUUACUGGGUUAAUUCCUCAUUUGGCACUAGUGGCCUACCUCAGAGUGACAUUAAUCCACUCUCUAGUAAGUUGUACCAGCUAUUGGAGGUGGUUUGAGGUGCAUGGGUGCGAGGGCCCGCGCCAGCAUUAACCCAUUUUUGGCAAGUAUUCUCACUGGAGGGUGCUUAGUAGUUGGUGUCCAUCAGCCGGUGGGCUGUUUUGGCCCACUUUGGGUGGGACAAUAUCUGAUGGCUGUGUGGAGGGUUCCUUAGGUGUUUGCAAGUGUGUGGGUCUUUUUUUCGUGCAUCUCACUACUAGGGUUCGGGUAAUUCCUCUUCAAUGGUAAAGCACGUACACUAACUUCUUCUUCAAUGGUUUGAAAUAUGAGUAGCAUGUGCAUGUGGGAUCAUCCUUCCCUUCUCGGCAGAAGACUGCUGCUACCCAGUAUUCAUUAGUACCGGCAUUCUCUUGUGGCUCAUCUGCAUUCAGUCACACAAGGGAAUUUAGGGCACGGGUAUAACACACUACAAAUGGUUCAAUAACUGAACCAAUUGAACAAAAAUUCAAAGAAAUAAAAGAACGAAAAAAGUAGGCCAUGUUAAGCCUGCUGGUUCUUCUUGGUCCUUGUCCUCUGAGAUGUCUUCAAUUCUGCAUCACUUGGGUUGUGUACUACGCAUGUUGGGCCUUUGGUCCAAUUGGUUAUUAUUGUAAUGGUCCACUUUAAUUGGCCUAAACUACGAGCUAGAAUUACAAGAUUAGUUAAUGCAAUAUGAUAAUCGAAUGGAUUAUUGAUCUCAGAUGCAAAUGGGUUCACUAAUAGGCUAUUAGAUAGGCUAUCAAAACAGAAUUUAAUAGUAACCAAAUAGGUUCAUUUUAUAAUUUAUUUAUUUUUAUUAGUAGUAGAUAUUAUGAGAACAUUUAAGAAUUAGUGAAUGAACUUUGUCUUUUGUGCCUUUGAGUUUUUGUGGGAUCUUCCACCACCCAUAACCACCUCACCCCCCACCCCUGAAAAAAACAAAAAAAAAAAAAGAGGAAGAAGGAGAAGAAAAAUAAAAAACGAAAACCAACCUUUCCUAUGGUCCAUAAAGGUUGCUGGAACUUGUGGGAGAGUUGUCAUUGGUUCUUACUCAAGAAAUGUUGACUUCGAUGAUGAUCAAAAUUUGUUUCCCAUUUCCUUAACUUCCAACUGUUUUAGCAGUUCUGUGUGUUAAUUUGUUGACUCAUGGUUUCCUCUAGGAAUAAUUGUUGUCUACUUAACUUGAAAGUUGCUUUUUCAUCAAACUUUUAUUUCUUACUUGUGUGCUUCCUUGCAUUGAUGGCAAUUUGUCUUCACGUACGAGGACUUUUCUUUUCUUCAUAUGAAAUGUUAUUAGAUAACACCUUUUAGGCCUUUUGCCAUUGUCAAGUCAAUGUAAUAAUGAAACUUCAUUACAUUUUUGCUGAUUUUCUUGUCUUAAA
Macadamia integrifolia is the source of this 10224-nucleotide messenger RNA. Its product is annotated as flowering time control protein FPA. The transcript is spliced from 7 exons. Lineage: Eukaryota; Viridiplantae; Streptophyta; Magnoliopsida; Proteales; Proteaceae. Gene Ontology annotation, molecular function: RNA binding. The record is from RefSeq and is a predicted model, not a curated record. The coding region runs from base 162 to 3308 and encodes 1048 amino acids.